Entelurus aequoreus (snake pipefish) is the source of this 822-nucleotide messenger RNA. Its product is annotated as gephyrin-like. Lineage: Eukaryota; Metazoa; Chordata; Actinopteri; Syngnathiformes; Syngnathidae. The transcript is spliced from 7 exons. The coding region runs from base 1 to 822 and encodes 273 amino acids. The record is from RefSeq and is a predicted model, not a curated record. Gene Ontology annotation, biological process: Mo-molybdopterin cofactor biosynthetic process.
AUGGAGGAGGAGGAUAGUGGGAUGCAGCCUGCUUUGUGGUUGGGUGGUAUGAUUGUGGCCUACAAGAUAGUGCCAGAUGAAAUAGAUGAAAUCAAGGAAACUCUGGUGGACUGGUGCGACGAAAAGGAGCUUAACCUCAUUUUAACCACGGGCGGUACCGGUUUUGCGCCAAGAGACGUCACACCAGAGGCCACUAAGGAGGUGAUAGAGCGUGAGGCUCCGGGGAUGUCGCUGGCAAUGUUGAUGGGGUCCCUCAACGUCACACCACUCGGCAUGCUUUCCAGACCCGUGUGUGGCAUCCGAGGGAAGACGCUCAUCAUUAACUUACCAGGAAGUAAGAAAGGCUCCCAGGAAUGCUUCCAGUUCAUCCUGCCGGCGCUGCCCCACGCCAUCGACCUCCUGCGUGACGCCGUGGUGAAAGUAAAGGAGGCGGCGGACGAGCUGGAGGACCUGCCGUCGCCGCCGCCGCCUCUCUCGCCGCCACCCAACAGUUCGCCACGGCGUCAGACGGAGGACAAGGGCGUGCAGUGCGAAGAUGAGGACGAGGAGAAGAAGGACAGCGGCGUGGCGUCCACGGAGGACAGCAGCUCCUCCCACAUCACCGCAGCCUCCAUCGCCGCCAAGAUCCCCGACGCCAUCAUCUCGCGGGGUGUCCAAGUGUUGCCCAGGGAUACGGCCUCGCUCAGCACCACGCCCUCGGAGUCGCCUCGCGCUCAGGCCACCUCCCGCCUCUCCACCGCUUCCUGUCCCACACCCAAAGUAUGUACACACACUCUGCAGCGUCCGCGCCUCGCUCGCACUGCCACAGUGGUUUGGGACUGA